CAGUUGAGAUGUAUCAAGAAAUUCGUUUUGCUUUAAAAUCAAUUUUCCAAGGAACGUUUUGUGAGAAAAUCAGAGAAAUGGGAUUAACCCACAUCCUCCCAAAUCCCCAACCUAGAUUUCCAAAUCCAGUGGCACAAACACCUAAAACCCAUCAAAAAACUCCACUUUCUUACACUUCUUGCUCAAUUUCCCGAAUGCCCUCACUCAAUUUAUCCUCCCCCAGCACAACAACGAAAACCCAUUUCAAUCCUCUCUCCAAAAUCACCAAACCAGAGGCCAAUAGUAUUCCCACCAUGUCUGAAAUCAUGGAGGCAUCGAAAUCCCAGAAAAUUGGCCUUGAGAUUCGAUCAGUGGGACCCUUUUUCAGAAUCACCGCAAAAAGCUUGGAAACCCGGAAAGAGCUGGGGAGAGCUGAGGGGCUAGUCAGGGUGUGGUUGGGAGGAAAGAUUCUUCACCUGGACUCGAUUAGGUUGCGCCGAGAGACUUUGGGGAUGGAAAGAUCAAUUUUUGGGAUUGGUUUGUUCGUUGGAGCUGUUGCUGUAAGAUAUGGGUAUGACUGUGGUUGUGGGAAAGCUGAGUUACUGGCCAUCAAUGACUCUGAUCUUUACCAUUCCAAGCUUGUUAAGUUCUACAAGAGAAUCGGAUUCAGAGCUGUGCGCGAAGUUACUGGUUCAUCACUCGGGGACCUUUCGCAUAUGCUGGUUUGGGGAGGAAUUGGGACUCGAAUGGAUGCCAACAUCUCAGAGCUCCUAGUAAAAUGGUGCACCAGAUUUAAGCCCCGGAAUUGAUUUCCCCCAUCGAUUUGCUCUGCUCUGUUUUCGUUUUUCUGUUGCGAAUUUGUCAACCAUUUUACUGCAAUUGUGAAUGAAAAGAAAAAUUAAUGCUUGCUGAGAAGGGAAAAA
This is a messenger RNA of Rhododendron vialii, 902 nucleotides long. RefSeq lists its product as uncharacterized. The coding region runs from base 9 to 788 and encodes 259 amino acids. The record is from RefSeq and is a predicted model, not a curated record. NCBI's taxonomy places the organism in Eukaryota, Viridiplantae, Streptophyta, Magnoliopsida, Ericales, Ericaceae. The transcript has 2 exons.